UGAGUCAUCAUUCAUUUCCUCUUUUAUUGGUAGAAGACUUUCCCAAGCUUAAUUUUAAGUCUUUAACUAACCACCUCCAUUGGCAUUUGGCAUAAGAAAAUAUAAAUACAGUACGAAGACAGUGGUACUUUGCAUCUGCAUUUUCUUGCCUCAUCCUUCUCCUUCCAGUCUUUCAUUUCCUUGCUGUAAGCUUGAGAGUUUUGUUUCUGUUAAUAAGGAGAGAACUUCCAUUAUCAAUGGAUAAAUCUGUAGAACAGCGUACUUUGGAAGAUACUUCAACUUGGGCUGUUGCGGUUAUUUGUUUUGUGUUGGUUGUUAUUUCAAUCUUCAUUGAACAUAUCAUUCACCUCACUGGAAAGUGGCUGGAAAAAAGACACAAGCCAGCUCUUGUUGAAGCUCUUGAAAAGAUUAAAGCAGAGCUUAUGCUGUUGGGAUUCAUAUCCCUACUUCUAACAAUAGGCCAAGAUGCUGUUACUCAAAUUUGCGUUUCCAAGGACCUUGCGGCAACUUGGCUUCCAUGUGCAAAAAAAAUAGAACCAGUUUCCAAGAAUAGCCGUCUAAAACUUCUUGAAUUUUUAGAUCCUGACUAUGGUUCAAGGCGUAUUUUAGCCUCAAAAGGAAAAGAUUACUGCACUGAUAGGGGCCAACUCGCCUUUGUGUCAGCAUAUGGAAUCCACCAGCUCCAUAUUUUCAUCUUUGUAUUGGCCGUCUUCCACGUCCUAUACUGCAUCCUCACUUUGGCUUUUGGUAGAACAAAGAUGAACAAAUGGAAGACCUGGGAGGAUGAGACAAAGACAAUUGAAUACCAGUACUAUAAUGAUCCAGCAAGGUUUAGAUUUGCAAGAGAUACGACGUUUGGACGCCGGCACUUGAGCCUUUGGAGUCGUASACCAAUUUCCCUCUGGAUAGUUUGUUUCUUCAGACAAUUCUUUGGAUCAGUUACCAAGGUUGAUUACAUGACACUGAGACAUGGAUUCAUCGUUGCACAUUUGGCCCCCGGAAGUGAAGUAAAAUUCGAUUUCCACAAAUACAUUAGCAGAUCUCUUGAAGAGGACUUCAAAGUGGUUGUGGGGAUUAGUCCAGUGAUGUGGCUAUUUGCUGUUCUGUUCAUUCUGACCAAUACACAUGGGUGGUAUUCAUACCUAUGGCUGCCUUUCAUCUCCUUAAUUAUAAUUCUAUUGGUGGGAACGAAGCUCCAUGUUAUCAUAACCCAGAUGGGAUUGACAAUUCAAGAAAGGGGCCAUGUCGUUAAGGGUGUUCCCGUUGUUCAACCCCGGGACGACCUCUUUUGGUUCGGACGUCCUCGUCUCAUUCUUUUUCUGAUUCACUUUGUUCUCUUUCAGAAUGCAUUUCAGCUUGCCUUCUUUGCUUGGACCACAUAUGCAUUUAACUUGAGAUCUUGCUUCCAUCAGAAAAUUGAGGAUAUUGCCAUCAGACUCUCGAUGGGGGUCAUUAUACAAGUUCUAUGCAGUUAUGUGACACUCCCACUCUAUGCUCUUGUGACUCAGAUGGGGUCCAACAUGAAACCGACCAUUUUCAACGAUCGGGUGGCAACGGCAUUGAAGAACUGGCACCACUCUGCCAAAAAGAACAUGAAGCACAACCGAAACCCAGAUGGUAGCUCACCAUUCUCAAGCAGGCCAACUACUCCAACUCAUGGCAUGUCUCCCGUUCACCUUCUGCACAAACAGCAGCACAGCAGCACAUCUCCCAGGCUAUCCGACGCUGAACAUGAUCGCUGGGACAUCGAAGAGCUACCUCCUUCUUCACACCAUAGUAGUAKAGCCCAUGAUCUUCAAGAACAUGAACAUUCCAAUACAAAUAGAGAACAGGAGAUGACAGCUCAACGACCAAGUUCAGCAGAUCCUGGCACCGCAACACGUCCUGCUCGCUCUCAACAUGAAAUCAGUAGGAGUCCCUCCGACUUCUCAUUUGCCAAAUGAUUUAGCCAUGGGAGAUGGAAUCAGCCACACCAAAUGGUAUUCUUGAACGUUCUUCGUGUACAGGGCAGCAGAUACUACAUCUGUAUAAUCUUUAUACACUUGAGGACAAUAGUAUAGCCUUUGCAAUUUCAACUAGCUUCUUUUAUUGUGCUUCAUAUAGGGAGAAAUGAACCAACUACUUUUCCCAAAUUUUCUGGGUAUUAAUUCUCAAGAAAGUUAAUUCUUUUCCCUCUUA
Messenger RNA from Momordica charantia (bitter melon), 2178 nucleotides. RefSeq names its product MLO-like protein 6. Lineage: Eukaryota; Viridiplantae; Streptophyta; Magnoliopsida; Cucurbitales; Cucurbitaceae. Gene Ontology annotation, cellular component: membrane. The record is from RefSeq and is a predicted model, not a curated record. Gene Ontology annotation, biological process: defense response.